UGGUGUUUCCUACUGCUGAUGGAACAGUGUCUCCUACUGGGGAUGGCAACAGCGUCUCCUGCUGCUGACAGAUCAGUGUUCCCUAUUGCCGAUGGAACAGUGUUCCCUACUGCCGAUGGAACACUGUUUCCUACUGCUGAUGUCAACAGUGUUUCCUACCGCAGAUGGCAAUAGUGUUUCCUACCGCAGAUGGCAACAGUUUCCUAAUGCCGAUGGAACAGUGUCUCCUAUUGUGGAUGGCAACAGUGUCUCCUCCGAGGGAUGGCAACAGUGUCUCCUGCUGCCAAUGGCAAGAGUGUCUCCUACUGCCGACAGAUCAGUGUUCCCUAUUGCCGAUGGAACGGUGUUCCCUACUGCCAAUGGAACACUGUUUCGUACUGCUUGGAUGGAACACUGUUUCCUACUGCUGAUGUCAACAGCGUUUCCUACUGCUGAUGUCAACAGCGUUUGCUACCACGGAUGGCAACAGUGUUUCCUACCAUGGAUGGCGACAGUGUUUCCUACUAUGGAUGGCAACAGUGUCUCCGAUUGGGGUUGGCAACAGCAUCUCCUUCUGCUGAUGGCAACAGUGUCUCCUACUGCCAAAGGAUCAGUGUCUCCUACUGCUGAUGAAACAGUGUCUCUUACUGCCGAUGGAACGGUGUUUCCUACUGCUGAUGGCAACAGUGUCUUCUACUGCCGACGAAUCAGUCUUCCCUAUUGCCAAUGGAACAGUGUCUCUUACUGCUGACAGACCAGUGUUUCCUACUGCCGAUGGCAACAGUGUCUCCUAUGGCUGAUGGAUCAGUGUCUCUUACUGCCGAUGGAACAGUGUUUCCUAUUGCUGAUGGCAACAGUGUUUCAAGGAGGAAGGCACUGGAACCCUGAGAGGGGCAGAGAUAUGCCCAGCUGGCACAGCCAGCAUGUGGUGGAGUCAGAACUGCCAGCUCCAGACCCUUGUUCUCCCUCACCACACUCACUGCCAGUGACCCAGCUGCUGCCACACCCUCCACCCUCGCAAGUUCUCCGAAGGAGAAGGCCACCUGAACUCUGGGCACAAGAAACAAGCCCUCUGGAUAAGUUACAAAAUGCUACAGGUGCUGGGGAAAUGGGUGGUGUUGGGACCCUCUGCUUAGCCAUAGAGAGUGCAUAUUAGAAACCCACUUAGGCCGGUCCAGUGGCUCACACCUG
Saimiri boliviensis boliviensis (Bolivian squirrel monkey) is the source of this 1170-nucleotide messenger RNA. NCBI's taxonomy places the organism in Eukaryota, Metazoa, Chordata, Mammalia, Primates, Cebidae. The record is from RefSeq and is a predicted model, not a curated record.